AUGUGCUCUGACCCGGUCUGCACCACGUCCAAGUGCAACUCGAUCCUGAACAGUGUUCUCUGUGCUUUUCCGUUAUUUUUACAUUUGUCCCUUCUCCUUUCAGGUGUAUGGACUGUUGGUGGGCUGGAGGUUUCGACAGGUAAAGUGUCGUCGAUCGAAGCAAUGAAUGGCUCCACGGUUCUGCUGCCCUGCACCUAUUCUUCUUGUAUUGGCAUCAAAAACCUCUACUUCAACUGGCAAUAUAAUGACAAUGGAACCUUCCCAAAGUUAUGUGAAGGAGAGAUUUCCAUGGAGGGUGUGGAGCCGAAGGUCAACGUGUACCACGAGCGAGUGGAGUUUGUCGGUUCGUCAAAGACUAACAACAUCUCCAUCUUGCUGUGGAACAUCACCUUUGAAGACGAAGGAGAGUACAUCUGUUUUGCCAGGAACCCGAAAGAGAAGAACCGCAACCACAGUGCUGUCUUCACUCUUCUAGUGGUGGACCAAAUGAAGGAGGUUGACAAUACUUUGACAGUCAUUAUUGUCUCAGUGCUGGGUGGAGUCAUUGGCUUAGUGAUCAUUGUCAUGGUGAUAAAGGCUCUGGUGGUUCAUUUCCUGCUGAAGGAUGACGAGAAGAAUAAAGAGUGCCUGGUGAGCUCCUCAGGGAAUGACAACACAGAAAAUGGACUAUCAGGAGCCAAAGCUGACAACAAAGGGACACCAAAGGCUUGAAAAUGCAAAGUAUGUCUGUAUGUUUGUAUAUAUGUUAGACAAAUGUACACGCUCAGAGAAAAAGCUGUUAUCAGUGGACUGUUUUAUCUUACUAGUGGCUAACUAAUACAACUUGUAAAUGUCUAUUUUAAAUCAUGCUUGAGAUUUGGGAAGUGUGAAAUGUGCAUCGGCCUGGAUCGCUCUCUCACUUACAUGGCAGCCCAAUUGUUCCACAGUGCACAGCCUCUGUCAUUGAAUUCAGCUCUACAUUUUACUGAACCUAACACUUUCGCUGAAAUACAGUUUCUAAUUUUACACACUUGAGGUUUCCACUUUAACAUUUUCUUACUUAGGUAAGUCCUCAAAAUAUUAUUAAUGUUAUUUAUUUUUUCUAUGUAUGUAAUAACUAUCCCAUUACUUUAGAGGAAACUUUGCACAAAGCCAAUCCUCCAUUGCAGUUUUUGUAUAGACCAAAUUUAAGCCUUUAACUUCCGCUCCAAAAUAUACUUUCCAGUCUCAGUUGACAAGCCAUCAUCAGUUUGAUUCUUAGUUUAAAAUUCACAAGGUUCUCAUCUGUUCCACAACUCUUAGUCAAACUUGGACCCAAACUAAGCUGACCACACUUUGGUACCACAAUGAAUUGCCAUAAUCUGUAAACUGCCAUGAUGUUAGCUGAACAACAGCACAAAACAGCUGAAAAGCUUCUCUCCACCCUUCACGACACUGACAUAAAUCCACCUGUGAACACAAGCCAGAGGACCAUAAACAGAGAAUUUUUUUUCAUAAAUCAAAGCAGACAUUUUCCAGUCACUUUCAAUUCAAACAAUCUGUAAAUAAAACAGGUAAAUACACUUUUGACACUGCUUGUAAAAUGGCAUUUUAACAUUUGAGGAUUGGGUUCGGCAGUACUGAUUGAGGGUGUUUAAAAACAACUUACUCUGCUUGUGUUGGUUUUCCAGAGGUCUUUAAUGCUAUUUUUUGUCCCCUGACCUUUUCCCCCUGAUCCACUGACCUUAUCCUCUGCCAUGCCAGUCUGAACUUUAAUGUUUACUGCCGGGUCCAGGUUAGACACACUGGUUGGGUGUUCGGUUCAUUAAUGCUGAUGGUAGGUUUUGAUAGAAUGCUGGCUAAACCAAGGCUGACAACUGGGCUUUGCUGAGGUGACUGAAGGAUCCAGUUCUGCACAGGUUUUUAUUGUUUUGCUUUAGAUAAACACAGGUGCCUGUUCUGCUUCAGCUCCCUCUGCUGGUGGGAGGGUAAAAACACAGAAAAUGUAUUAAAAAAAACAAAACAAAAAAAAAAACAACACAACCCUAACCCUCAUCAAAGACAAUCCCCAGCCUACCCAGCUCCCUAUAGAAAGGAAUGACUUAAUCAUGCUGCUUCUGACUAAUAACCAAUGCAUUUUUAGCAUGUGCGCAUUUUAUAUAACUUCAUAUAAGUAUACGUUGCACCACAGUACAGGAACAUUUCCGUGCGUCUCCGUCUGGUUCCAUUCAAUUCUACAAAUCAGCCUAAAGUGUCGGAAGCUCUGUCAACACCCCUCCCAACACUGCUACAACUUUUUUUAAAACCCCUUUAACCAGGUCAGUGAAGUAAAAUUUUUAUUGUAUUGGCCUGCAGGUAUCACUGGGAAAGAAAUGGUGAAAGACAUUUUACACUUACUCCGAAUGUAAGAAUGUUUUAUUAACUCUAAGUUUGAGUCAUACAGUUACGCAACUUUGUGAGAGAAGUUUCAAAAGUUGGCACUUUUCUUCAUGGCGCACCAGGAUAUACUGUAAGUGAGGAGUGCAACAAAUGGAGUUCUCCACAUGCUAAAUUCUCAUACAAACUCGAUGAGAACCUCAAAAAAACACCUUAACAACACUAUGUAUAUUUGUUAUUGUGCUACAGGCCAAACAAGUCCAUUGGUACAGCCUUAGUGGUGCAGGUAGCCCAGCAGUGGGACAAAUCACUGCAAAAGAAUGUAAAGACUGUCAGGGAACACAUGUAAAAUAUUGUCCAAAAAGUAAGUUUUAAUUCUUUACAAAUAUUAUAUCCAAUAUUAGUAUUAUUAUCAAGUGAAUGUGUGAAUAUCCCCCAAGAGACGUAGUAAAAUGUUGUUGGCCCACUAUAAUAUUCUAUGUAAGUCUCCAGCUACUGACUGUAUUUCAAAACUUUGGGCAUCGAAGAUUAUAAGAAGCUUGAUUAGAGAACCAGUGUAUUAGCACUUAAAAAAUUCUUAGGUAUUCAAGAGUUUAGUGGGCAUAUAUAAGAGUACAUUGAUGCAUGAAAAAAAAAGAAGAAUGUGUAUGGCAGAACAUGUCCAAUUUCCCCCAACAUUUAAGAGUUUUUUUUGUUGUUGAGGAGAACCAAAAAGUUGGCAUAUUCCUCAUAACAUCACGUCUACACUUCAUCCUGCGAUAAGUCAACAGGGAUGAGCUCAGUGCUAAAAAUGCCCAAUGAAACCUAGAACACCCUCUUAGUGCGACUCUCAAUAUGAGAAGUCACUUCUGUGAAGCCGCCGGACAGACAUGACCUGCUACACCCACAUACCUUAGUGCAUAGCGUGAAUAGCUACAACAGCUGAAAGCUACACACGAGCUACACACAAGCAUAUACCUACAUGUAUACUUAACUACAAAGAGCCACUUUGAUACCAGAGUAUAGCACACUGGCCUUGCGUGCAAACAAUACAGCACUUUACCGGUGGUCGGAGUGACUUCAUGAAACAACAAAUAAUGGAAGUGACCUCACAGUCAUCCUUCUUUUAUAAUAUAUUAUGAGCAUUUUGGGGGAAAACAAAACAUUUUAACAUUGUCAUUUUGACUGAGUACCUGACAACAGCACUGUGUUGACAUGGUUUUAACACUGAGUACAUGCUGUCUCACUGGAACAGAACUCUAUGACAAAAUUUUCUUUUAUUUUUCUACUUGUUCACUUCCGUCCGCCUGCUGCUCUCUAAUAUUGGAGUGCAUUUCCCUUCUUGCUUUCAAUGGAAGCAAUAAGACAGACAUCAGAUUAUGCAAUAACCUGUUAUAAGGCACUUUAUAGAUGUGUCUGGACUGGCUGGCAACUGUCUUUCCAAGGCACGGAUCAAUGUACCGAUGUAUGUAUCUACACUACACAAAUGUAUCUUAGUUGGACUAAUGUAUUAACAUUAGGAUCAUAUAUCUACAUUAGACAGAUUUAUCUGCAUUGGAUCAAUCUAGAUGAGGUCCCAUUUACACUUGGCACAGAAUUCCGUUAGGAGAUGGAAGGUAAAUCAGGCAGAACUAAAGCUCAAAGCUACAUUAUAAAACACAUUUUGACAUAAAAGCCCGUCUGUACCUAUUUUGCGAAACUUGUAUCUCGACUGAAUUCUGAGUACUGAUUUAACCAUACGGCAUCUAUAUUUAGUAGUCCGGUGGAUGGUGGCCCUUUGAGCUCAAUGCACUUGAAACAAAACACAAGCAAAGUAAGAAAACAUCUUACGAAACAACCCAUGUCCAGGAUGUAGAACAAAUGCUGCAAAGAUGACACACACACACAUAUUGCAUUGCAUAUGGAAAAGCUUUUCAGUAUUUGCAGUGGACUGCGGCAUUUUUUAAAAACACUGUCAGAUUGAUGAUAUUAUCUUAGUUUACUUGUGUUUUGGCUAUUUGAAUGAGUUUCCUAAAAUAGAGCAUGUUGUUGCUCUCAGGGCUACCACACUAAUCACUUCCAAAGAGCCUGAUUAAAGUCCGAUUGCUAUUUGGCACCUAUAAAACACCAUGCAAGAUAAUUCGUGUCCUGUGUUAAUCCUUUCAUAAAUGCACUGCAUUUUUUCUGAGUUUAUCUUAACAGCAACCCUUGUUGUAACCAUAGAAAACAUUACUACUGCCCUAAAUCAUAUAUGCUAUUGGCACUUGUGAUUGCCAAUUCAGUGACGUUAUAUACUGAGACAACCUCUGUUUGUCAUGAAUGUCUUUGGAAAAUGGAUGUGUUCACUUAACACCAUCUGCAUCAAUGUGUCUCAGAUUACGUUCUGAAUUCUUUCAGGCAAUUAGAUUUUAUUCACUAAACUGAUACAAUGCAGAAGCAUUUAUGAAACAACGCAGCGUAAAUCAGGGCACACAUUGGUUUGAAAUCUCACUCACUGGGCGACUUAGGCGCUUUACGAAGUUUCAAAUGGAAUUUUAUUGCUGGGUGUAAAUGGGAUCAGAAAUGGUCUGUGUUCAUAGAACUCAGUGAUUGAUUUGUGAUGUACUAAUGUGAGUACUGUAACAGCUACUAACAUUGAAACUAUUCGUGUGCAGUGUUAGAAGUGAUACAGUAUCUUUGUUAUGCUGUAAAAAUGUGAAUGUUAUGGAUAUAGGGAAGCACUACACACACACACACACACACACACAUGCUCACACACAAACAAACUGACACACAUGCGUACUCACACACACACAAACACACAUGUCUAACCAGUCAUGUGCAGAUCCCUCUGUAAGGAGGGUAUAUACAUCCAAAGUCUUCCUGUAGGGAAAAGCAAUAUUGUGGAGUUGAUCCGUCUGUUAGUGUACUUUCCUUCCCACCCACACCUUUAACCUCGACAUAGCAUUACAAAUACAGUAGGUGGUUUCAUGUAGGGAUUGUGAUGCAUAACUCCAAACUAUAUAUUUGUGGCCACAGCUCCCAUUGUUUGGUCCACAUUUUCUGUCAUCCCAGACUUUAUUUUCAUGUUUUCUGAAGUGAAGCCCAUUAACCCUGCCAGAAAAAAAAGUCUUUCUUCUCUCUCCCAGUUUAUUAAGUGAAAAAACUCAAUAUAAAAAAAUCUGCCUAGCUAAACCAGACAUGUGAAUAUAAAGAGGGUGCAAGAGUGAUGCUCUGCUUUAAUAACAACCAGGCAUAUGUGUGGCAGAUAAAAUAAUGCUGCCUGAUUUAAUGCGUUAAUAUCUAGUUGUGGUACAGUUACCUUCAUAAUCCUGGUAAUUUUUUUUGUAAAAACAGAUUUGUGUUUUCUUCUUGGUAUUCUGAUCUGUCUUGUCGUCCUCCAAGAGACACCUGUCCUGAAUCUCAUGAGUCUUGAGGCCAGACAGCUGCUUGCAGUGAUUGCUGCAGUACAGAGUGUGCGCUGUACAGUGUAGAAUGCUCCUCUGCAGUGGUGCAAUACAGGGCAGUAAACACAGUGCGACUGCCACCCAGUGGUAAACGUCUAACACAUCAGAUGAUCUUCUUCUAGUGCACGUCAACGACACAUACAACAUGCAUUCAUUGCAUUUUGAUUGGGACUAUAAGGACAGCAUAAUUUUUUAUCGCAAGCUGAAUUAUAAUUUUUUUGCAACUGUGGGAUAAAAUUAUUGCCACAGUUUUCACAGUUAAAACAACACAUGACUACACACAGAGCUGCAGCUGUUGCUACUGCUUUAUACAAUGCUAAUAGAUAGACUGGAAAAAAAAACCCUGUGUCAAAUUAAAGGGAUAUUUACAUUCAAAUAGAGGAGAUAUGUAGGUUUACACAAAGUCUAUCCAUGAAACACAAAAUGUUGGUCCUUUGUCAAAUCUUGCCAACUGACAGCUACAGUAAGAUUGAAAUAGUUACAGGUGGUGUUUUAGGAUUACUUCAAGAUUACCCACUACAGUAACAAAAUGUAGGAAUUUCUGACUGACCAAUAUGAUUCCUUAGAGUUAGUAUUGCUCUUACUGCCAGAGCGGCUGAAACUCAUACUGCCAAUCCAAGAGUCUCAUGUCUGCUGUUGUUACAACACUAUUACAAUGACACACAACUCACACUUACAUGUUGUAUUACUGUCUGAACAGCUGUACUAAUGGCAUUUCAGAACUCAGCUGUAUAUGAUAUUGCUCUGUACUACAUCUGUAUUUCUAGCAGCAGAAACUUACACUGCCAAGCCAAGAGUCUGACGUCUGCUCUCUUCCUCCCACAUUCCACACCAGAGCUCCGACGGUUAGUCGAUUAAAAAGGAAGACUAAUUGUAAACUUUUUUAAACAACCGUUUGUUUCAGUAACUUUUUGAGCAAAAAAUGCCAAAAGUUUGACGGUUCUGUGUUUUCAAAUGUGAGAAUUUGCCACAUUUUUUGCCUCCCCCUUGUUUACACAACAGUAAAAGUACAAGAGAUGGAAUGACGUCACCUUGUGCUUCAAGAAAUUGUGAUGGGCUUUUUUGGACCAUUUUCUUGACGUUUUACAGACCAAGCCAUCGUCGGAUCAACUGAAAAAAUACAAAUAAAAAUCAUCUGAAAAUGAAUAAAAUAAGGAUUAGUUGCAGUUCUAUUUCACACAAAUUUAAAGUUGAAACUACUGAACUUUAACUUCACUGCAAUCCUGACUCAAGGAGAUGAUGAAUGAAAUAAGUUAAAACAGGAGAAAUAUGUUCUUAUUUGGUACAAACACGUGUAAGAAUUUUGAGACAGUCAACUAUGUUUAAAGUAUUGGUAGUGAUGCCAAACUAUGAUGCAUGCUGUGAUCUAUUAUGUGUCGAUAUUAUCUAGCAAACUGCCUCCUAUAAUCCUUGAAAGAGAUUAUCUUAUAGACCAAGGCUAGCUAACUAGACAUUUGAAGCACAGGCUGACACUGACCUCUCCACCAUUUCUCACUGCAGUCCUGCAUUUUAAACUAUUUCAACAGUAUUUUUUACACACCCAGGGGCUGUAAAACAUAAAUGUAUCUUAAUCAAAGCAACUAACUCAUAGCUACACAUUUUAUCUUAACAAUCUAAGGACACUGAUGUUAUACAAAUUACAGUAUUUUAUAGUGAGUUGACAUCUUGCAGCGGAUUCCUAUAUUUUGCUUACAUCACCACCACAAUAUAUUCAACACGCACAUGUGCAAAAUCGACCUGCGACCCCAGUUUUCCUGGAUCAACUUUCCUGUGAAUGUUCAGCUGUUUGUCUGUGUUUUGUGACCAUGUUGCUCAUGCUCCCUUCAUGACUAUGCACCUCAAACUUUUGACUUGUUAAAAAAAAUACAUACCGAAAAUAAAAUGUUGAUUGAAUUUCCCAGA
Molecule: messenger RNA, 7640 nt
Organism: Stegastes partitus (bicolor damselfish)
Lineage: Eukaryota; Metazoa; Chordata; Actinopteri; Pomacentridae
Product: sodium channel subunit beta-4-like
Exons: 5
Coding region: 1-711 (236 amino acids)
Biological process (GO): cardiac muscle cell action potential involved in contraction; regulation of sodium ion transmembrane transporter activity; regulation of ventricular cardiac muscle cell membrane repolarization
Cellular component (GO): plasma membrane; voltage-gated sodium channel complex
Molecular function (GO): transmembrane transporter binding; sodium channel regulator activity
Source: RefSeq, a predicted model, not a curated record